Messenger RNA from Debaryomyces fabryi, 2742 nucleotides. It is a transcript of the gene FAR1, whose product is annotated as cyclin-dependent protein serine/threonine kinase inhibiting protein. The record is from RefSeq and is a predicted model, not a curated record. The transcript has a single exon. NCBI's taxonomy places the organism in Eukaryota, Fungi, Ascomycota, Pichiomycetes, Serinales, Debaryomycetaceae. Bases 1 to 2742 code for a protein of 913 amino acids.
AUGAAUGAGAAAAGAAAGUCAAAACUAUCAAUUAUCAACAAUAUAAUGAAACCAAUCUCUCCUCCACGGAGAAGACAUAGUAAUGAAACAUUGGGGGAUCCUAUAAAGAUAUCUCGCAAUACUGUAAUUCCACCACCACUUACAUUUCCAAAGAUCCCUCAACUUGAGGGAUAUAGCAUAAGCGAUCAUUCAAACCCAGAAAGGGGCAUUAGGAAAAAAAAUUUCGCUGAUGACAGAUGUGUUUUCUGCGAAGAAUUGUUAUCUAAUAAGCUUGCAGGAGAAUUGGGCUUACAAUUAACCUGUUCUCAUUCUUGUCAUAAGUAUUGUUUCCUUGAAAUGAUGGACAAAAAUAAUUUGGAGUCGCUACCAUUUUGCACCCAAUGUGAGAAAAAAACUCAGUGCGUCGAUGCUUCCAUUCAGGCCAGUAUCAAGCACCAAAAGCUAGCUGAAUCCCUCUUUCCAAACAAUUUCGACAAGGAGCACAGUCCAUUUGAUACAAUGUCACACUUGAAAGAUUACGACACGUUAGUCAAGUCUUCUGUAAGUGCUAAUGAGUCACAAUUAUUAUCACCAAUAUCAACUCCUACAGGGAAUUUCUACAACGAAAAAUUGUACAACGAAAUUCUCAAACCAAGGAUUACAGUUACCGCAGAUGCUGCUAGUCAAGUGACUGAUGGAGAAUAUGACUUAGAUUGUUUAAUAAGUGUAAAACCUUCCCAAAUUUCGAAUUGUGUGAGUGAUUCAUCUGAGGAUCAAGCGAUCAAAUCAAGGAUAAUUCAAAAUAUUAAAGUAAAGCUAGCCUUAAGAGUUAAUAAUUGGAGUGAUUCAUUGUUACCACUUGAAGAAUUAGGAGAUUUGAGGAUGUUUGACUUUUUAGAGAUAAGUAGUAAUGGCUCUGACUGGGACAAUAUAUCGGUUUAUUUUUUUGGAAAUGCAAUUAUUCUAGUUGAUUAUAAUGGGACUCGCCUAAUGGGAGAAGUGCUAAUUAACAGUGAUAUAAGCAGCAUAAACAGAAUUGAGAACGUACUUGUUUUGAAUUUAAGCAAUGAAGCUCUUCCUGAACUUUAUAUGAGACAUAGUUGUUCGCUAAUUAUAUCCAAAUGGGAGUAUUAUUUAAUUCAAGCAGUCAAAAAAAUUCUGGUUGGACAGAUACCUCUACUUCAUACAACUACGAAUGCUUGGGAAUUACUAGAUGAGUGCAACAGAUCGACGGAUGGUCUCAAAUUUUGCAGCCUAUGGGAGAAAAAUUUAGAUGUACCAUCGUCUUUGCUAAGGAGAAUCAUGCCACCGGCAGAAAAUAUUCCAAUGAAUAUGAAUGUUUCCAUAUCAUUGAUCAAUUGCACAGAUCUCAGCAAUCUUGAAUAUAAGAAGAAUAUAAUAUCACUACUUCAAAAUCUCAGAUCAAAAUUGAGACCUAUUGAUAAACUUGGUUUAAUUUUCGUUGGAGUAGAUGGACAUGGAAAACCUUCGAACAGCGGAACUUUUAUAGGAUGUGUUAGUCCAUCAUGGGAUGGCUGGGAGAAUAUCAUAAAUGAUAUUAGAGUUUUUGCAAAUGAAGAUGACAGACAAUUCCCAAUAUUCGAUAAUGGAUUUGAAGAAAUGCUAAUUAGCUUUGAAAAGUACAAAAAGUUAUUGCCAUAUAUUCCCUCGGGGCCCAAGAAUAACAAUAGGCUAAUAAUAUUGAAUUCCAAUAAUUACGAUCUUACAGAACCUCAAAGGUUUAUUAAAUCUAAAAUUAAUGAUAAGAUCAGUUUUUUGCAAGCUAAUGAAAAUUUAACUAUUGAUAUAAUAAGGAUCGGUAAAUCAUACUCAAUAGAGGCACAGGAAGUCUACAAUUUAAUUUCUAUGCCAACUCAAUGUAAUGACUCUUUAAAUAUUGUAUCAGGAUCAAAAUUGCUAAGGUUUAAUUCAUUUUCAGAGUUUGGGGAUUCUUUUGAUUUCAUAAUGGAGCAUAGCCUUCAAUCAGGAUAUAUACCAUAUGUGACAAUAGACUUUCAGAAAGUUAGUGGUAUAGAGAGCUUAAUUUCAUUUUCUGAAAUUGAGAUGAAUGGAGAAAUGGUAUCAAUUCAGAGUAAUUUAACAAAGUUGAGAAUUGUUGUUAAGAAUGUUUUCCCUCUGACAGAGCGUAAUAUAAUGAUGAAGUUAAAAUUGAACUUUUCGGAAGUAUCUAAUCUAGGAAACAUUAUGAAUUAUAAAAUUAUUAAUUACCACAGUCUGUGGAUGGAAGGUGAAGAUGAUUUUAAGUGUUUGAGGACAAAAUUUAAUGAGACAGGCAGCCCACAUAUUCUUUUCUCUCAUGAAUCUGAUGUCUCUUGUUCCCCAUUAGAUCAAAUAGAUGGAGACACAUAUUUCGUUGACAUACCAUUGCUACCACCAUUAUCUUCUUCUAAAGAUCAGAGUUUUGCCAGAAGAAAAACAGAGCUCGCGAUUAUCAGAUCUCUUAGGAUAGUGGAAUCCGCAUCAGCUGAUGAAACGGAGAUUAUCAUAAGCCAUUUGAUAUCGUUAGUCUUUGGAAUUAUCAGAGGAUUUGAAAUAGAACCGGGAGAGUCAUAUAAAAUAAUAGAACUGAAGUGCUAUUCAGAAAGACGUAAAUCGUUCAUGCUUCAUUUUGAAAAUUUUAAUAAUAAUAAGAAAUAUAUUCAGUGUUUGGUAGAAGAGCUUGAAUCAAUUAAUGAUUUGUUUAAACGAGAUCCAUGUUCUGCUUCAAUUAGAUGUCAAGACUUUGCUAAUUGGAUAAUAUGA